This is a messenger RNA of Aspergillus melleus, 336 nucleotides long. RefSeq lists its product as uncharacterized. The transcript is spliced from 2 exons. The record is from RefSeq and is a predicted model, not a curated record. Bases 1 to 336 code for a protein of 111 amino acids. NCBI's taxonomy places the organism in Eukaryota, Fungi, Ascomycota, Eurotiomycetes, Eurotiales, Aspergillaceae.
AUGAUAGUCCUGCUUUCGACCCAAGUCUCCUUCUUCGUCGCCUUCGCCACGGCCGACAACGCCUGCUGGGCCGAAUUCUUCAAACUGCACGGAUGCAGCGGUCGAUCAAGCGAUCCGAUCGGAGACUGCGAUGGCAUGCAUUGCACCGACAACGCCAAGAGCGACGUGUUUGUCUGUGACUCCGGUCACGUCAUGUUCAAGUACGAGGUUGGCCCAUCGCCUCGGGGACCUCCUGUGCCGCUGGAGGUGCAUACGCCGGUUUUCAAGAAUGAUCAGGAUACGUUCAACCAGACGGAUCAUGGGUGUACGUUUACGGAGCAUGGGACUAGAUGCUAG